This is a messenger RNA of Pseudomyrmex gracilis, 3151 nucleotides long. RefSeq names its product vang-like protein 1 (gene Vang). Bases 418 to 2151 code for a protein of 577 amino acids. Gene Ontology annotation, cellular component: plasma membrane. Gene Ontology annotation, biological process: Wnt signaling pathway, planar cell polarity pathway; multicellular organism development; establishment of planar polarity. Lineage: Eukaryota; Metazoa; Arthropoda; Insecta; Hymenoptera; Formicidae. The record is from RefSeq and is a predicted model, not a curated record. The transcript has 4 exons.
GCGCGUUGCAACGGGGGGGAGGGUAGAGAAAUAAUACAUAAAGCGCGUCGAGGUGUGUCGCGCGUCCGCUUUCUUUCGCGUUUUACACACAUAUAUAAAACGCCGUUCGUUUUUUUUACCAAUACCGUGCCAAACCUGUUUCCGGUCGUUGUGUCGUCAACGACGACUGGCAGCGACUGGCUCUCGCGAACCGGAGCAUGUCAAAGGCGCGCGUGACCGCGACGACGCCGCGACUCACCGAGGAUGUCUGGAACGUUGGUUCUCCGCGAUAGCGUACUCCGAAGCGACGAGCAUCACUGAGCCGACGACGGAGGCCGCCUCAUCGCGCGUACAUGUAUCCGUCGUUUGUCGACCGCGCGCGAGCGACGUGGGUAUGCUCUUAUGGGGUAGCGAGCGGGCGGUAGCCUAUGUCGUGGAAUGGAGACGGAGAGUGUAAAGUCCGGGGCUAGCGAGCAUAGCCAUAGCCACCACAGCAGGAGCUCCCAAAAACAUCACCGAUCUCACAGCUCCAAGCAGCACCACAGGCAACAUUCCUACCGUAGCGGAAAGAACGUAAGGAGUCAAAGAAAAGAAAGACAGAACUUAGAUAGCAACGAAAUGGCUCCGUUUCAAACAACCGUGAACGUGAGAGGAGAGAGCGUGGAUAAUUUGGGACAGGAGGUGAUUGAGGUGCAGAUACUGCCGCAGGAUGAAAAUUGGGGAGAGAAUACCACGGCUGUUACUGGAAAUACCUCCGACAGAUCGGAAUCGACCGAGGAUGUCAGUCACUGGCCGAAUGACGUGGAAAACACGUUCGGUUCUAGCUGUACACGCUACGUCAGUCCGAUCAUAGCACUGAUACUCGGCAUAAGCGCCUUUCUCAGUCCCAUAGCCAUGGUCAUCUUGCCUAAGUUGGGAUUCUUUCCCGACUCCAUGACUGUACUAACGAUGCAGCAGAAGCUACAGCUAUUGUCGUGCAACGCCGAAUGCAAAGGUCAACUGCUGGGAUUAGCCUUUAAACUGGUGCUACUUGGUAUUGGUAGCUGGGCAGUAUUCCUGCGUCCGCGAAAUGCUACCAUGCCGCGUAUAUUUUUAUUCAGGGCAGGAGUACUGUUACUCACCACACUGUGCAUUUGUACUUAUUGGCUUUUUUAUGUUGUACAGUCCGAUAUCUUUCAGGUCACUGAGAGCGCUAAGACUGCUGCCAAUGGCGAAAUAACAGAGUACAAAAGUUUAGUAAAUUACGCAGGUACCCUCGCGGAUACGCUCCUAUUUAUACAUUACGUUGCUGUGCUUCUUAUUGAAGUUCGUCAUCUACAGCCUACAUUCUAUCUUAAGAUCGUUAGAUCACCAGAUGGUGAAUCAAGAUCCUACGCGAUCGGCCAAUUGUCGAUACAGAGAGCAGCUGUAUGGGUGUUGGAGAGAUAUUACACGGAGUUUCCGAUCUACAAUCCGUACUUGGAAAGAUUGCCGGUCUCGAAGUCGGGCAGAAAGCAGUCGAGUUUUAAAUUUUACGAAGUUGACGGCGGAGUGACCGGCGCUAUGCAGUCGCGUGGCGGUAGUGGCGACCGAGCGGUUUUAGCGGCACAGGCGCGUCGCCGUGAUUCAAGCCACAACGAGCGUUUCUACGAAGAGCACGAUUACGAACGACGAGUGCGAAAACGUCGCGCGAGAUUAAUCACUGCCGCGGAGGAGGCGUUCGCGCACAUCAAGCGCUUACACUCCGAAGUAGAGACAUCGAAUUCCGGAUCGAUGGAUCCUAUGGAAGCCGCGCAGGCCGUGUUCCCUUCUAUGGCGAGAGCUUUACAGAAAUAUCUGAGAAUCACUCGGCAACAGCCGCGUCAUUCCGUAGAAUCCAUUUUGAAUCGUCUUGCCCGGUGUCUUGCCCAAGACGCGGCGCCGCGUGCGUUCCUGGAGCCAUUUUUUGCCACAAGUCCGGUGCUCUCGAAUGAGAAAGAGAGACAGAAACGAUCGCAUCAUUGGGCCUUAGUGUGCGAGGGAGAGUUACCCUCGCGGCCGAUCACCAACGGUUGUGAAUUUCAGUUGAGACAGGGCGAAGUAGCGCUUCUUUGCACGGCUUAUAAGUUGCCGCACUUCAAUCUCACGGAACAAUUGGCGCAUCCGAAAUCGAACAAGUUUCUUUUGCGACUCAACUCGGAAACUUCUGUUUAAAGUUCUAAGAAUUAAUUAAGAAGAAUAAAGCAAAAAGUUUCUUGACUACUAGUCUGUCGCUACGAGAUUUUUACGGCAGUUUUAGCGCUUUAACAUUUUUGUCACAAGCAACAAAUCGCUGAUUUAUUAUUUAUGUAAUUGUAAAACUUUCCGUGUGUCUUUGUCCAUAUGAUAGUUACAUUUUUCUCUGCUACGUAAUAGGAAAACGAGCUAACGAGCGGACGAGGGUGAACGAAACUCGAUCAUAUCAUAGUCUCCACUUUGACGAUGUUGUGCUUUCUUUCUUCAAGAAAGAAUCGCGAUAAGAUAUAGUGAUCGUUAUUAUAGUUUAUAUAUAUAUUUAAAAACAAAUAUAAACACUAAGUAAUGAGAUUUUUUAAGUAUUUCUCUUAGUAAUACUCAGUUCUUUUUUAUACGUUUACUACGUGUGUACGUAUAUUUAUUUAUUCUAUAAUUGUGUACUGCAUAUCAUUAUGUGAACCACGCACACGCACACACACACACACACAUGUGCGCUCAAGCGCGGGCACGCACGUACACGCACAUGCAUGCUUAUUUGCGCAAAGUGUGAAGUUAAAAUAACACACAAGCUAGUAUUUUUUCUCCUUUUCUCUCCGAAAAUACUAGCAAAAUACUUUCCAAGAUCAGUUUUCUCUGUGUGUAUGUGAGUGAAAAGCUUCUGAGAGAGGGAGAAAACAAACUUGUAACGCUCUAAAUUUUAUAUGUCCAUAUAUAUACACUCUGUAAAUACGUAUACCUUUUUAAUUGAAUGAUAGAUUAAAUGUAAGCAGAGAUUGGGACGAAGAACACAACAUCCUCCAGCAAGGACUCGUUGAGACAUGAAUAUUCACAUAUUCAUGUGCCGAUAUAUUUACGUAAACUAAUUACCGUAAUACGCAUUUCCGACGGGAAUCACGUUAAUUUAUGCGCGCGAAAGACGUACUUCAACGCAUAAGAACUUACACAUGUGUUCAUACAUGCGCACAACAGCAAAAAAAAA